Molecule: messenger RNA, 1079 nt
Organism: Gilbertella persicaria
Lineage: Eukaryota; Fungi; Mucoromycota; Mucoromycetes; Mucorales; Choanephoraceae
Exons: 1
Coding region: 98-1018 (306 amino acids)
Source: RefSeq, a predicted model, not a curated record
CAUCUUUCAUAACGAUGUCUCUUGAAUGUACUCAAAUAUAUAAAGACAAGGCCGAAUUGAAUUUUCAAGAUUAUUCAUUCAAUUUAGCACAAUCAAUAUGAUCAAGAUCUUCUCUUUUACUGUUCUCUCUGCUUUUGUCUUUUCUGGUAUUCAAGCUGCUUCUUUAGCUGAUUUCACUGAAAUUGGCCUUGGUGGAAAAUGUUCUCUUAGCAGUAAAGUACGAUGUGAUUCAUCUACUGUCUGUCAAAACGGUAUCUGUAUCUACAGAAGCACUGUCGUUAGUCGCUCGGUCCACUGCGAUCAACUCUUGUCUGUACGAGGUUACCAUGGACCUGUUCUUUCCGUUGGUAAUUACUGCUUUGCUGAAAACAAGUGUGAUGGUCUUUACCAUGCUCUUACAGUCGACGUUGAUCUUCUUAAGGCAGAUUCACUUUGUGAACAAUACGGUAACUACUGUGUUAAAAAAGACGACUUUUCUGCUCAACAACAACAACAAGAGGCUCCCAAACCAUCAGGCUCUACUAAAGGACAUGGUCUUAUCACUCAUCUUUUGGACUGUGGUCUUGGUGACUGUGACAAGCAAGAUGAAGCCAACAUGGAAGAGCAAUCAAACUCUACUAAGGGACAUGGUCUUCUCUCUCACCUUUUGGAUUGCGGCUCUGAUGAAUGUGUCAAGCAAGAUGCAGCCAGUAUGGAAGAAGAGUCUCCCAAACAACAAGAAGAAGAAACUUCCAAUCCACCAGGCUCUACUAAGGGACACGGCCUUCUCACUCACCUUUUAGACUGUGAUUCUGAAUGUGAUAAGCAGGAUGCAACCAGCAUAGAAAAGGAGUCUCUCAAGCAACAAGAAAAGGCUUCCGAGCAACAACAACAACAACAAGAAACUUCCAAUCCAUCAGGCCCUACUAAGGAACAUGAUCUUCUCUCUCAUCUUUUAGACUGUGACUCUAAUGACUGUAUCACACAAGAUGUAGCUGAUUUGAAGGGAGACCUUCUUGACUGUCACUCUGACAAUUAGUAUACAUUUUAUUUCAUCUCUACUGCAUUUAUCAAUAAACCAAAAAAAAAAAAAAUUAAAA